GGGUCUCCUUAGGGCCCGCCCCAGCGAGGGGGCGGGGCGCAGAUCUGUUUCCCUCAGACUCCGUCCGCCCGGGGCCUCUAAGGGAGCGCAAGGUCAAGUUCGCCUUAGGCCCCGCCUCCAGCUCAGGUACCAGGGGAUCGAGACCCGAGGCUGCCCGGGCCGGAGGCAGCCUUGAGUCCUGAGACCAAACGUCGUUCCCUCUCGGACCUCGGGCGCCGGGCCGCGCGCUGACCGACAGCCCCUGCUAGGCCCAGCAGGUCCCCUAGUCCCCGGCAGUCCCCCGCAGUCCCCCGAGACUCGCCGAACGCCGUUGCUGAGCCCUGCAAAUAGCAGUGAAAGAUGGAGGCAGGAGAGUCAGAGAGAAGAGAUGCAGCAUGAGAAAAACUGGACUGCCCAUUGCUGGCUUGGAAGAUGGAAGGGAGGCAGGAAAGAAGCUGGGAAAGACAAGAACAGACUCUCCCCCAGAGCCUCCAGAAAGGAACACAGCCCUGCCGACAGCUUAACUUUAGUCCCUUUUGGACUUCUGACUUCCAGAACUAUAAGCAGGGUGGCCACUGCAACGGGUGUGGAUGUGCCUGAAAAGAUGAAGAGCCGAAUACCUGUGGUGCUCCUGGCCUGUGGCUCCUUUAACCCCAUCACCAACAUGCACCUGCGCUUGUUUGAGGUGGCCAGAGAUCACCUACACCAAACAGAAUAUGAAGAAAAGGACCAUGAAGUUGCACUCGUUUUUCCUGGACCUCAGUCUAUCUCAGUAAAAGAUAUUUCUUUUCAUCUGCAAAAAAGGAUUCAAAAUAAUGUUAGCGGCAAAAAUGAUGACCCUGACAAGUCAUCUUUUAAACGCAAAAGAACUGAAGAACAAGAGUUCUGUGAUUUGAAUGACAGCAAGUGCAAAGGCACAACACUGAAAAAAAUUAUAUUUAUAGAUAGCACCUGGAACCAAACAAACAAAAUAUUCACUGAUGAGCGACUUCAAGGAAUGUACCAGGUCAUCCAGGGUAUCAUCUCUCCCGUCAACGACAACUAUGGGAAGAAAGACCUCGCAGCUUCUCAUCACCGAGUGGCCAUGGCCCGACUGGCCCUGCAGACAUCCGACUGGAUCCGGGUGGACCCCUGGGAGAGUGAGCAGGCACAGUGGAUGGAGACAGUGAAGGUGCUGAGGCAUCAUCGCAGCGAACUGCUCAGAUCUCCACCCCAGAUGGAAGGCCCAGACCAUGGCAAGGCACUCUCCCUGACCCCUGCAGGGCACUGAAUCCUACAGUACCAGCUUGCCUAAACCGUUUGUACAAACAGUAUGAUUUAUGGUGCACAUCUGCUUUUCUUCUAAGAGUUUGGAAUUUCAGUAAUCACCAUUGGUCGUGUAGCAGAAGAGCGCCUACAUCACUAGCCCACAAAAAACUCUGGGUGUCAAGUCUCAAGCAAGGCCCCCAGGCAGAAACAGCAUGCACUGUUGCUGCAUUUCACUGCUGGGGAGAGAAGCAUGUUCAGUGCAAACCCCACCCCAGAAGACAGAACUUUAAAAGCCUGCACCUGGACACCUCCAGACUCUACCUUAUGUGCCUUUCCUCCUGUUGUGUGGUGUUUCACUAUGGUAACCAUUGCGUGGAUGCAACUGCCUCUGAGGUCUGUGAGUCCUUCAAGCAAUACCCCAAACAAGAUGUUUCACCAAAGAAGAUACAUAGAUGAAUAUAAUAAGCACAUGAAAAGGUGCUCAACACCAUUAGUCAUUAGAGAAAUACAAACCAGAACCACAAUGAGAUGCCAUUUUAUGCCCACUAAAAUAGUUCAAAUCAAUCUAGCAAUCCACUCUUAGAUGUCUAUUAAAAGGAGGUAAAAACAUAUGUCCACUCAGACUUAUAGGCAAACAUCUGUAGCAGCAUAAUUCACUAUAGUAAACACAGGAAGCAAUUCAGGUGUCCCCCAACUGACAAAUAUACAAACAAAUGUAUUAUAUCCACGCAAUGGGAUACUGUUCAGCAAUUUCACAAAGGACUAGUGAUGCCUGCAACAACAUGGAUGAACCUCAAAAUGAGCUAAGUGAAAGAAACCAGACACAGAAGAUACAUAUUAAAUGAUUCCAUUCACAUGAAAUUUCUAGAAAAGGCAAAACUAUAGAAGCAAAAGCAGGUCAGUGCCUGGGAAUGGGAUUGACAGCAAGUGGGCACAAGGAAAUUUUGGGGUUGAUAAAAAUGUUCUAAAACUAGAUUGUGAUGAUAGUUGCACAACUGUGUACAUUUACUAAGGCUCAUCAAACUGUGCACAUAAAAUGCAUAGAUAUUGUGUUAUUUAAAUGACACCUUAAUUAAGGUGUUUAAAAGAAAAAUUCCCCUGAGUUUCUCCUGCUUGCAUUUGAAGUGAAAACUCAGCUCCUCAUGGGGUGGCCACCUCCCCCCUGCAGCUCUUUCUGUCUCUGCUUCAUCCAUGGGGCUUUCUCCAGUUUCUCACCCCACCCUCUUUCCCAUGAGUGCUCCAGCAGGAGCUGUUCCCUCUGCCUGGCACACUUUCUUACUUCUCCACUUCCUUGGGGUAACUCAGAGUCUUCUUCAACUCUCUACCUCAAGUCACGUCUCGCAGGAAGCUUCUCUGGCUCUGCCCACUGCACUCCUAGCUCCUUGCCCUUCUCCUUGGGGACACUCAUCACUCCUGAAACUAUUGACUCUUCUCCUAAGUACAGCUUCUGGCUCAUAGUGAGUGCUCAAUAAAUAUUUCAUAAAAUAAUGUCUGAAUAUUCAUCUGAAUACUUCUGAGAAGCCCAUGAUAAACAAACCUGUUUAACUUUGUGUAAACCAGUGUUUCUGAGGCAUGUUUUCACAAAGAACCCCUACCCUUUUUUUUUUUUUUUUCAAAUGGAGUCUCACUCUGUCACCCAGGCUGGAGUGCAGUGGCGUGAUCUUGGCUCACUGCAACCUCCUCUGCCUCCUGGGAAGAACCCCUUUUUAUACACAUAUACUUGAUAGUAUGUGCAACACAAUAUUUAGAAGAACAGUUUAGUAAGUUACUGUCUGAAGUUUUUUCUAGUUUUUUUUUCCUGCUACAAACAAUGCUGCAAUAAACACUCUUAUGCAUAAACCCUUAGAAGCCAGUGCUUUUGCUGGAUAGAUUACCAGGAGUGUUUAUUGCUAUGUUAAAUGGUAUGUGUACAUUUUAUUCUGAUAGAUGUUACCAGAUUGUAGACAGUAGAUUUUAAGUAAGUUGAUUUUUAAAAAAAUAAAAAGCAGAAUCCCAUAGAGCUGCUAAAAUUCUCAUUUCCUUAUUGCUUUCCAGAGAAUCUCCUUCAUUAUCUUUGAUACAAACCUAAGCAAAAUCCAUUUCUUUAUUUCAACAGAUAAUCUAUGAUGAAGAAUUUCAGGAAUUUAUUUGCCACAGAGAGAUAGAAAUUCACGGACAAACAUUGUUCCUAGCAUUUGCUGGGUGCCUAAGUCAAGCAUUAUUUUUAAUUAUUGGCAAAAAGAACUCUUCAAACUGCCUAAAUAAAGGAGGUGGGAGCAUCAGGUAUCAUAAGAAUGUCAAGAAUGGAAGGACCCAAUGACAGGACAUAUAAUAGGUUUCAGGAGAACUGGAAGAAAAGAAGAAAUUGAAGUUCCCUCCUCUCUCCCCUCUCUCUCUUCCUCCUCCUCCUCUUCCUUUCUCUCUCCCUUCUCUCUCCCUGUCCUUCCCUCUCUCCCUCCUCCUCCCCUCUUUCUCGCUCUUCUUCCCUCUGUCCAUCUCUUUCUUCCUCUCCCUCUCCUUCCUCCUCUCUCUUUCUCUUUCCUUUUCUCUCCCUCUCUCUCCCUCCUUCUCUCUCUUCCCUAUCUUCUUUCUCUUCUUCUCUCUCCUUCUCUCUCCCUAUCCAGCAGCCUUAACACCUAUGCCCAGAUGACCCUCCCCCUUCACCCCUCAUCUCAGUGUCAUGAUUCCAAAUUCCCAGAGAUAUGUGCUAUCCCUGAAUGGACUUGUUCAUCCUUGCCCAUGUGGCCAUGACUGGCAGGUCGGGGCCAUAUGUUUCUUCUUCAAACUGUGGCAGUGACAUUUCUGUAAAGAGGAAGAGUAAGUAGGAAGAAAGGAAAUGAUAGGCACCCCAAACACUUGAGUAAGUGCCCCUUAAAUCACAAACUAACCCAAGUAACCUGGCAUUUUGUGCAUAUAUCCUCUUACUCCUGUUUUGCUGGAGGCAGUGGACUAGGAUGGCAUGCUGGUGGCCAAACCACACCACUGGAGGGAGAAAGGAAAGCUGGCGGGAUGGCACCUGCAUGUCAGCCACUCUUCACUGUUCUCCUUCCACUGUGGGCAUCCAGGACCUGAGCCUGGCUGGUUGGGCAGAAGCUGGGCCUGGAUGAGCCUGACUUCCACAGGGGAGGGCAGAGGAAAGGGACUAAAGCUGGCUGGUGAGCUACCACCUUCAGCCCGAUUCUGCAGAGGAACCAGGAAACUCCUGCCCAAGAGGCACACUGAGCUCAGAACUGGGAGCAUCGAGCCAGGCAUGAGGGCCCAAUCCUCUGCAGCCCCAGAACCUUGUCUCCAAAAUUCAACUGGCUUCUUGGAAAAAGGAUGGCAUAUUUGUACAAAUGGAUGCUUAUGAGGAUUGUGUGGAUUUUCAUCUCAUCUCACGGUGUCAUCUCUUCCAGAGACCUGUCUUCCCUAACCAGUACCCUGCACCUCAAUCCCCUCAAAGCUGGAGGAGAGCCUGUCCUCUGUGCUCCCGAGCCCCUGUACAUCCCCAGUCACAUCCCCACUCAUCCUGGUUAUCCCAUUUCCAUGGCUGUCUCCUUGGCCUGACUGUGUACCUGGUGAGGGCAGGGGCUGUGUUGGAACCAGCUCAGUGUCUCACAGUAUGCAGACCAAAUACCCCAUGGAAUGGCUUCUGGAUAGUCUGGUGAAGGCCUAGCAUCCACUCCCCCUUCCAAACAACAUCCCGAGUUCCUUUUAACAGCUUUUCUUCCUCAUCUGGUGGAGCAUUGCUGCAUGCUCAUUCCAAGAUUUUAAAUCUGAAGUACAGCAACAGACUGAAAAAGACUGGAGUUUGUUCUAAUGGCUGUGUUCUAACCAGAACCCAGUAUGAGGUCACACUUGUUUUUCUUAUUUCCCUCCCAAAAAUGUUGUUUAGUGCUUGAUAAUCCAUCUAAUAAAUUUUCUUAUUUCUUAA
Messenger RNA from Symphalangus syndactylus (siamang), 5119 nucleotides. RefSeq names its product nicotinamide nucleotide adenylyltransferase 3 (gene NMNAT3). Gene Ontology annotation, cellular component: mitochondrion. Gene Ontology annotation, biological process: NAD+ biosynthetic process. The record is from RefSeq and is a predicted model, not a curated record. NCBI's taxonomy places the organism in Eukaryota, Metazoa, Chordata, Mammalia, Primates, Hylobatidae. Gene Ontology annotation, molecular function: nicotinamide-nucleotide adenylyltransferase activity; nicotinate-nucleotide adenylyltransferase activity.